Molecule: messenger RNA, 1257 nt
Organism: Schistosoma spindalis
Lineage: Eukaryota; Metazoa; Platyhelminthes; Trematoda; Strigeidida; Schistosomatidae
Source: the annotation of a GenBank genome assembly
AUGUCUUCAAAUGAAUUACAAUUUGAUUGGGUUGCUACCUUCCUCACAGAUUUGUCAAAGGAUAUUGAUGCUGAGGUUGUUGGUGAAUAUAUUUGUGGCAUAAUAAAUGUUUCUCAUGGUUCGUCUGAAUCACAUUCUGAAAUAGCGGAGUUACUGUCAGCAUACCUUCCUCCUGAAAAAUCAAAGUAUGCUGCUACUGAGAUUAUAUCAAAAUAUGAUGAAAUCGUAUUGGGCAAAGACAAAGUUGAAGCAUCAUCGUCAUCUACAAACGAUAUUCAAUCUGUUGAAGAUCAGAUGCGUAAUUUAAUGCAAGCUGAUUGUAUGCGUAUUGUUGAAACUAAGAAAUCAAAUCAUUCUGAUCGAGAUCCAUACACUCAAGAAAUUUUACGUUCAACUGGUGUAUCUGCUUAUCAAAAGAAUUCAGAUGAAGAACGUGAAUUGGAAGUGGCAGUGGCUAAUUCGGAAUUUAUCAAUAAAAAUCGUUCAAAUUCAACUGUUGGUGCAUUGAUUCCUGGUUUCAGUUCAAAUGGAUUUGUUGAAGUUGGCAUCGGCGAUGAUGGUGAAGAUGAAUCUGACACUGAUUUGGAAGAUAUUGAAAGUUUCUGUGGAUAUGGAAAAAAGGAUGAUGUGAAACCUGGUACAGUUGAAGAUGCUCUGUCUAUCUUAACUUCACUCAACACAUCAUCACAGUCAUGUGGGCUGAGUAUAUCCAACACUUCUCAAAAUUCCAUCCUAGUCAAGGAGACAUCAUCUCCAUUAUCAUCAAUGAGCAUACGUAAUUUUCAUUCAUCACAUCUAGUCGAUAAACCAACUAGUCAGUCUCAGAGAAUCUCUUCAACACGUCAAAAACAGCCUAAAAAAUGCCCUCCUCCAUCCAAACAUAUUGCACGAAUUGGUGCACAAGCUGAGGCCAAACAGAAACAUAAUACUAAUUCGAAAGCUUCAAUCAUUUCAAGUUUAGAUGAUAUAGAUCCUAAGGUGUCUCGUUGUAAACGUGAAGAUAUGGAGGCAUUUUUAUUCACAGAUUCUGAUAUUCAUCCAGAAUCUAUUAAUGAAGAUAUUAUUCUACCUGAAGGUGGACGUAAUCGUGAACGUAUUAUAGAAAAUGAAGUGAAUUUUCGAAAAACAGCUUCUUUAAAUGCUGCUAAACAACGUCAAGAGAAUCUUGAACAACGUAAACAUCAAUUAGAAAAAAUGGAACAACGUCGUCAGAUAGCAAACAAAAAAGCUCAGAAAGUUGAAAGACGUAGAUUAUAA